AUGAUGGAUAUAGCUAUUUUUGAAAAUGAUAAAAAUUUAUCAUUAAAUGGAAUAAAUAAACUAGUAGAAGAUGUCUAUAAUGAUAACCUUAAUUUUUUGUUAAAGAAAAAUAACAAUGAAUUGGAAAAAAGUUACACUGAUCCUUUCAGUUCCAAAAUUGAAGCUUUAAUAAGUUCAAUCGAGGAAGAAGAAAAUAAACUAUACAAAGAAAAAGAUGAAAUGAAACAAAAUUUUCAAAAUAUUGCAAUGCAAUUAAAAAAUGUAAAGAAAUCUAUUAAAAAAACAGAGAGCUAUAUAGGAAAAAAUAUGAAUGGGGAAAUCAUUGAAAAUUCUUAUAAAACACUUGAAAAUAUAAAAAAGGAUAUUGACAAUUUAUAA
This is a messenger RNA of Plasmodium adleri (nom. inval.), 378 nucleotides long. Its product is annotated as conserved Plasmodium protein, unknown function. The transcript has 5 exons. NCBI's taxonomy places the organism in Eukaryota, Apicomplexa, Aconoidasida, Haemosporida, Plasmodiidae. Bases 1 to 378 code for a protein of 125 amino acids. The record is from RefSeq and is a predicted model, not a curated record.